CAGGUGGUAGUCCUCAACAAAGUAUUAGGCAUCAUUGCAGGUACUCUUCUUCAGGAACACGAGGUUAGGCGCGAUUGGUUUCAUCCCGUGCCUUUUGAGCGCCUACUUGUUAUGCUUUUUGUUGAACUUUAUUCAACUUACCCCUCGUUACCUCCGCUCUCUGGACCAUUUACUCAGGCCCCGACAGAUAAAACCUCUUCCAAUGAGGAUUCUGUUGGUAGGCUUAAAGAUAUCCCUUUCACUGCUUCUGUCGCCACGGAAAAUGCUAACAUCGGACCUCACUCCAGAAGCUCUAUUGGGGCAGGAGCGGCCAUCGCAGUUGGCGAAACUCAUACAAAUAAGUCCGACCCUCCUUAUGAAUUUUCAGACGCCAAAACCAACGAAUAUGUGA
Messenger RNA from Protopolystoma xenopodis, 391 nucleotides. NCBI's taxonomy places the organism in Eukaryota, Metazoa, Platyhelminthes, Monogenea, Polystomatidea, Polystomatidae. The record is from the annotation of a GenBank genome assembly.